This is a messenger RNA of Anneissia japonica, 2322 nucleotides long. RefSeq names its product basic helix-loop-helix transcription factor scleraxis-like. Gene Ontology annotation, biological process: regulation of transcription by RNA polymerase II; developmental process. The transcript is spliced from 2 exons. Bases 194 to 745 code for a protein of 183 amino acids. NCBI's taxonomy places the organism in Eukaryota, Metazoa, Echinodermata, Crinoidea, Comatulida, Comatulidae. The record is from RefSeq and is a predicted model, not a curated record. Gene Ontology annotation, molecular function: RNA polymerase II transcription regulatory region sequence-specific DNA binding; protein dimerization activity; DNA-binding transcription factor activity, RNA polymerase II-specific.
GCGGCAUUGUUGAUUUAUACAAUUGCUAUCGUAAGUAGUGUCAGGCUUCCACAGCUGUGCUCCGUAAAUCCAUUCCAUCUAUCGCUUGAUAGGAAGUAUUGAAGAAAAAUUGAGCUGCCACGGCACAAACUUUGCCAACUCAUAAAGGUACAGCAAACCGUUUCGAGUGCGUUUAUUUUUUUUGCAAUAGGUUAUGAUGUCGAAAAGAAAAUAUUCGAAAGAUUCGGUUUCAUCGGAUGUGGAAAUUAUAGAUACUAUUGAUUCAGGGAGCGAUGGGUCCUCAUCUGAUCCCGAUAAAGCAAACAGUCGUAUAAAUAGAAAAAGAAAAAGUAUGUCUGAUUUAGGCUUACAAACAUUUAAUAAUAAUAAUGAGCGUCCACGAUGUGCUGCUAACGCAAGAGAGAGGGAUCGCACCCACAGUGUAAACAGUGCUUUUCAGGCCCUACGCGGACUCAUUCCGACAGAGCCGGCAGAUAGGAAACUGUCGAAAAUUGAAACAUUGCGAUUAGCUACAAGUUACAUCAACCAUCUGGGAACUGUGUUAUUAGUCGGGAAUGAGAAUAUCGAUCAACCAUGUAUGCACAGAACACUUUACAGACCCACUUGCGACAAUUCUCCGAGGACAAUCUGCACGUUCUGUCUCAGUCACCGUGCAAAUGCAACUAAACAUCAUAAAUCUUCAUCGAGAUCCAUUGAUCCUUCAAUUUUCAGUGCACAUCACGAAAGAAUGGCUAUGUUGAGAUGAAACUUUUACAAAACUUCGUCGACUGGUGGCGCACGUCGAACUUUUCAACAGCAGAAGAACAUUAUAUUGGCAAUGGACAUCAUUUUCCAUCAUUUCAAGCCACAAACAGCAUUUUCAUUGGUUAUGAAGCAUUUGUCUAUAUGAACAUGAUCAAUAUUAAAGCUACCCUAAACUUUCAAUCGGAACUCCCGAUAACAUGACAAGGGGACUGUGUUAUUGAUAUUAUUCGUUCACCGUUCUCUAUUGCCAUACGGUAAAUACGCCUACUAUGAAAUUGCUGUUCUGUCGAACUGAGGAUAGUGUUCAGUCGAAAGCUUUAUUCCUCCGUGCUUAUUGAGCUGAAAUUAUUUGGCAUUUUUCUUUGUCAUUGCGUGUCAGCGAAACCAUGGCAAAACGGACGGGGACGCCGGUAUAAAUCAAUCGGCGAGCAGAGCAGUUUUCUACAUUCCCAGCAGCCGGAAUAUCAGAUUUGUUUGCAAUGGGUAGAAAUUGUCGAUCGCUUCAGUGAAAAGAAACAUCACGUGGUAGGACCCAGCUGUAGUGAAUACUAUUAAUGGCAUUUGACAAAUAUACAACUCUACUAAUGGAUAUGAUAGUAUGUUGUACCACAGGGAAAAGAAUUCUUCACUACGCAUAGCUACAAACUGUCUUAUAUUUGUACUAAUUGAUUGUGAUAUAUUGCAUUACGGCUUAUCGUGAUGUUUAUUGAUGACAUAUUGUAAACAUGUGUUAUGUUAGUAAUUAAUGUAAUAAAUCUGUGCUAUAUUGAGUAUAAUGCAACAAACAAUACUGAUGAUAUUUCUCUGAAAUUAGGCGUAUUCGUUCAGUGGACUUAAGUCAUAAACAAGUACUUUGAAAUUUAUAGAAUCGUUAUUAUUAAUCGUGUUUUCAAAUUUUGAAGAUAUUUAUAUUCAAACUCCAAAUAUGAUUUUUUUCAUUCCAGCUCCUUUAUAUUAAACGUUAAUAGAUUCAGAUAGCAAAUAUGAAUUUACUUGAAAUUAACAACUCUGAUGCCUACAAAAUCCAAACCAAAAGUAGGUAAUUCCAUUAUAUGUAUAUAUAUAUAUAUAUAUAUAUAUAUAUAUAUAUAUAUAUAGGACCUGACGGUCAAGAUUUCCUUUAUUUCAUUAGGCCUAAUCGUAAAAGGUAUCAUGAAAAAAGUCAGCCGUAUACAAGAGAUGUUUUCGGUGGCAAGGUUACUUACUAGACUAUAUUCUAUUAAAAACUUGUGGGCUUCAGACAUUAUAACUAUUGGACCCACUCCCAAAUAACAUUUUGCAAUUUAAAAUAAUAUAAAUGUGAAGUUGUGUCGAUGUAGUGCAUCCAGAGUCUUCAUAUUGGUGAUUUUUUGAUUCAUGGAUUUAUUCAUGUGUAAUUUAAUGUGUAAUAUAUAUAGGGAUGUAUAAAAAUCCCGAUUUAAAACGACCGUCUUUUAUAAUCACAUUCUAGAGUCAAAACAUUACUACACCGGUAUAUAGUGAGAACUAGUAUUUGAACAUCCAACCAGUAAAUUUCAACUACAAAAUACCUCAAAAAAUGAUACGGUACUUGUUAAUAAAUUAGUUAUGUACAAGCAA